GGAUAUGGAAACGAGUAAUGAUUUUCAAGGAUUCUUGCUCUCGUUCAGUGGUGAACAUCCUCCUGGGUUCCAUUUCCAUUCCACCCACUAUGCCCACCAUUUCUCGCUCCUGUCCGUAAUUCCAAAUUAAGAAUUCAAGAUCCCAAGAGAUACCAUUUUUCUUUUGCUUUUUUUUUUUUGAUUCUCUUUCAGAUCUCGGUCACUUUCACGUGCAAAGUUCAACUCUUUAGGUACUUGUUUAGAUUAUUCCGAGAUUUCUUCUCACCAUCAUCCAAGGGCUACAGACGCAAACGAUUCCCCAUUAUCAUACGUUUUCUGCUUUCCAAAGUCAUCAAGAAUAUUACACUCAGAUUCAUUUUUUCUCCUUCACCUUCCUCCUCCUCCUUAUCCUUCAUCGGCAUCUGAGCUUUGCAGAAACUCAAAUCCAUCAUGGCAUCUCUCAGUUUGACCGGGACCCACAUCAAAACUGGGCGUUCGGCUUCUGGGUUCGGCUUACCUCGUCGUCCCACAACUCUGAUUCGUCCUAGCAGAGUUGGGUUUAAGGUUUAUGCUUCGGAGACUCAGACAGAACCAGAUCUUAGUGUUAACGUUAAUGGAUUACACUUGCCUAAUCCCUUUGUAAUUGGGUCGGGUCCACGAACCAAUUACACCGUCAUGAAAAGGGCCUUUGAUGAAGGAUGGGGGGCCGUGAUUGCUAAGACUGUGUCACUUGAUGCAGCAAAAGUCAUAAAUGUGACUCCUCGAUAUGCCCGACUACGGGCUGGUGCAAAUGGUUCUGCCAAAGGAGAGAUUAUUGGAUGGGAGAACAUAGAACUUAUCAGUGACCGUCCUCUUGAAACUAUGUUGAAAGAAUUUAAGCAGUUAAAAGAAGAGUACCCAGAUAGAAUUCUCAUUGCUUCAAUUAUGGAGGAGUACAAUAAAGCUGCCUGGCAGGAGCUUAUUGACCGGGUUGAGCAAACUGGAGUUGACGCAAUUGAAAUAAAUUUUUCCUGUCCUCACGGUAUGCCAGAACGCAAAAUGGGUGCAGCGGUUGGGCAAGAUUGUGCGCUUCUGGAAGAGGUUUGCGGAUGGAUAAAUGAGAAGGCUACAGUUCCUGUUUGGGCUAAAAUGACUCCUAACAUCACUGAUAUUGCACAGCCAGCAAGAGUUGCUCUUAGAUCAGGAUGCGAGGGAGUAUCUGCUAUAAAUACAAUCAUGAGCGUCAUGGGAAUCAAUCUCAAUACAUUACACCCUGAGCCUUGUGUUGAGGGAUAUUCAACUCCUGGGGGUUAUUCUGCAAAGGCAGUUCAUCCCAUUGCACUUGGGAAGGUGAUGAACAUCGCAAAAAUGAUGAAGUCUGAGUUUGACAGUGAUUACUACUCACUGUCUGGCAUAGGUGGUGUUGAGACUGGUGGUGAUGCUGCUGAAUUUAUUCUUCUAGGGGCAAAUACUGUUCAGGUAUGCACUGGGGUCAUGAUGCAUGGCUAUGGCCUUGUGAAGAAACUAUGUGCGGAGCUUAAAGACUUCAUGAGAAAGCAUAAUUUCACAUCAAUAGAGGAUUUCAGAGGGGUGUCUCUCCAGUAUUUCACUACUCACACUGACUUGGUAAGGAGGCAACAAGAAGCAAUUCGACAGAGGAAAGCCAUAAAGAAAGGUUUGCAAUCUGAUAAAGACUGGACAGGAGAUGGUUUUGUGGAAGAGACUGAAAGUAUGGUUUCCAACUGAACAAUGUAACCAAACAAAUUAUAAGCGUCUUCUUCCUGUAUGGUUUAGAAAUAAAUAACGAGGCAUUGCAGGAAACUCUCUUUCUGAGUACUGUGUGAAUAUCUGUGUACUUUUAUCUGAACUAUAAUUUUACAGAAGUUCAAAGAAGACAAUCAAAUACCUUCAUGACAUUUUCUUUUA
Molecule: messenger RNA, 1884 nt
Organism: Prosopis cineraria
Lineage: Eukaryota; Viridiplantae; Streptophyta; Magnoliopsida; Fabales; Fabaceae
Product: dihydropyrimidine dehydrogenase (NADP(+)), chloroplastic-like
Biological process (GO): uracil catabolic process; thymine catabolic process
Cellular component (GO): cytoplasm
Molecular function (GO): dihydropyrimidine dehydrogenase (NADP+) activity; uracil binding; NADP binding
Source: RefSeq, a predicted model, not a curated record